Messenger RNA from Phyllostomus discolor (pale spear-nosed bat), 2068 nucleotides. RefSeq names its product phosphatidylinositol glycan anchor biosynthesis class K (gene PIGK). NCBI's taxonomy places the organism in Eukaryota, Metazoa, Chordata, Mammalia, Chiroptera, Phyllostomidae. Gene Ontology annotation, cellular component: GPI-anchor transamidase complex. Gene Ontology annotation, molecular function: GPI-anchor transamidase activity. The record is from RefSeq and is a predicted model, not a curated record. Gene Ontology annotation, biological process: protein localization to cell surface; proteolysis; attachment of GPI anchor to protein.
AUGGGCGCCACCUGCUUUUUCGGUGGGGGUGUGACUGCCUUGGCAGGCUUGUUGCUCUUGUCUUUCGGCAGCUUGGCCACUAACCAGACGGAGGAUCAAGCAGAACAGUUCUUUAGAAGUGGCCACACAAACAACUGGGCUGUUUUGGUGUGUACAUCCCGAUUCUGGUUUAAUUAUCGACAUGUUGCAAAUACUCUUUCUGUUUAUAGAAGUGUGAAGCGGCUAGGUAUUCCUGACAGUCACAUUGUUCUGAUGCUUGCAGAUGAUAUGGCCUGCAACCCCAGGAACCCCAAACCUGCCACAGUAUUUAGUCACAAGAAUAUGGAACUAAAUGUGUAUGGAGAUGAUGUGGAAGUAGAUUAUAGAAGUUAUGAGGUAACCGUGGAGAAUUUUUUACGGGUAUUAACUGGGAGGAUCCCACCUAGUACUCCUCGGUCGAAACGUCUUCUUUCUGAUGAUAGAAGCAAUAUUCUUAUUUAUAUGACAGGACAUGGUGGAAAUGGUUUCUUGAAAUUUCAAGAUUCUGAAGAAAUUACCAACAUAGAGCUUGCAGAUGCUUUUGAACAAAUGUGGCAGAAAAGACGCUACAACGAGCUACUGUUUAUUAUUGAUACUUGUCAAGGAGCGUCCAUGUAUGAGCGAUUUUAUUCUCCUAACAUAAUGGCUUUAGCUAGUAGCCGUGGAGAAGAUUCACUCUCGCAUCAACCUGAUCCUGCAAUUGGAGUUCACCUUAUGGAUAGAUACACAUUUUAUGUCUUGGAAUUUUUGGAAGAAAAUCCAGCUAGCCAAACUAAUAUGAAUGAUCUGUUUCAGGUGUGUCCAAAGAGUCUAUGUGUGUCUACUCCUGGACAUCGCACUGAUCUUUUUCAGAGGGAUCCUAAAAACGUCCUAAUAACGGAUUUCUUUGGAAGUGUACGGAAAGUGGAAAUUACAACAGAGACUAUUAGUUUGGCAGCCGGAUUUAGGAAUCAUGGAAGCAGCUCUAAGGAAGACUGGAUGGAUGAUGAGAAACUAAUGGAACCCCUGAAAUAUGCUGAACAACUUCCUGUAGCUCAGAUAAUACACCAGAAACCGAAGCCAAAAGACUGGCACCCUCCUGGGGGCUUUAUUCUGGGGUUGUGGGCCCUCAUUAUCAUGGUUUUCUUCAAAACUUAUGGGAUCAAGCACAUGAAGUUCAUUUUCUAGACGUGAUGUUCAAGGAAAACUGCAUGGAAGAUUACAUACAACCUUGGAUAAAAAUUUAUGUCAUAUCUUUUAAAAAUGUAUUGCUCUUGUGUGAAUUGGCAAGAAGUAUAAAGAAACUAAGUUUGGUGAACUAUUACUUUUUAACUUAAGAAUAAUUAUUAAUGUAAGUGCUAAAUGGCAGUGUAUCUAUUUCUGUUUUUCCUUUGGUGUAUUAUUAAAAAGAUCAGAAUGUACUCAUUAACUCUUUUUGAAAAUAAGAAUUUCCUUUUUACCUCUUUUCAUUUGGAAAAGAAAAAAAAUGUGAAGACAUUACGUUCUCACCAGCAGCAGAGGUAACUUCCGAUAGUGUUUUUGUGUAUGUUCUCCCAGUCUGUUUUUCCGUGUACUUAUUUUCUUUCUAAAAUAGAGGUCCUAUAAAACAUACCAUUUUGUAACUUCACUUUUCAUUUUAUAGCACGUUAUCAACCCUUCUCCUCUCCUUGGAUAUUCUUCAGGAACACAUCGGGAAAGGCCGCAGAGUACCUAUUUUAUGAAUGUACUGUAAUUUAUUUAAGUGUCCUUUUGUUGGACCACUUACCGUGUUCCUCAGAUUUUCCUUUCCUUCAUUAUUUACUGUGUGAAUAUUUUACUGUCAGUCACCAAUGGAAUUCUGUAAGUUUAAGUAUACAUACGUAUGAAAAAUUAGCUUAUCUAUGGUACUGACAGUCUUUAAGACCUUAUUGCUGUCAGUUUAUCUGGAAAACUUAAGACCUUUGGGAAUUUCACAUAUUGACUGCUCAAGAGAAACAGACCCUGUCAUUUUAUAUUUCUAAGCAUUCAUUCAUUCUCUGAUCCCCCAGAAUUGAUCACUUUUGCUUUAGUUUCCAUAGUCAAAGGGACAUUU